Molecule: messenger RNA, 1236 nt
Organism: Stylonychia lemnae
Lineage: Eukaryota; Ciliophora; Spirotrichea; Sporadotrichida; Oxytrichidae
Source: the annotation of a GenBank genome assembly
AUGAGUUUAAAGACUAUCUCAAGAAACAUAUUUUUAUUGGGAAUCGUCCUCGCAGUAUUCUUGGUCACAUUUGAAUUACUUGUCAGGCAUAAAACUGUUCUCAAGCCUCUAGCCAGAGGGAUUAGUCAGGUCAAGUUGCAACCACUUGAGCCAAGCUCAGAAAGAAUCAAUAUAUUAGAAGAAGAUGGGAAACUAAGAUUCAAUGGAUGGGACAAAAAUGUUGGAGACAAGUACUUCAUCAAUUAUAGAGAUGCUCAAAAUGAAUAUUUCUCCUAAAAGUAUAGCUAUAUGAAGUAUAGGGCUUGGAACUUUGUAAUGGUAUAUAUGCCACACCACAUCAUUUAGAUGCCGAUAACAAACUUCUGGCCAGCCUGUGUGACGUCCGUAUAGAUCUACCCAAGAGAAGACCCCACAAAUCUCAUCAAAAACAGAAGGAUUUGGGAAUCUAAUCCUCUUAAUUGCGCAAAUUUAGAUCUAAACUCUGUUGAAUGGCUUAACAACACCAUGAUUGAAGAAGGAGACUCAAAGAUUCAAUUCUAGAGAUAAGAUAAUGGGAAAUUGAGACUUACCAUCAGAGCACCAAAGAUUGGGUUUGAGGCUGAUCUGAAAUUAGACGACAAGGUCGUAGACGAUCAAUUCUUCCUGAUGCCUUUAACUGAUGAUAAGCAGAGUUACUUUGCUAACUCAAAGAAGUUCGGUAUCAAGGCUGAAGGUUAGUAUACUUAUGGAGGCUAAACUCAUUAAUGUAAAACUGAAGACCACUGUUUGGCAUUAUAUGAUAAUGGCAGAGCGCAAUUCACCUAUCAUACUAACUGGUUCUGGGCUAGUUUCACUUAUCACAACUCACAGUUGAACAAAGAUAUCUCAAUUAACUUUGGAGAUGGAAUAGGAACAGAUUACAAUCCAAGUGAUAACUAGAAAUUUUAUGAGGAUUUCAUAAAUAUUGAAGGAGAGAUGAUCAAGUUAGAUCAGACAGACAUUGAAUACAGUGAGUAAGAUAUGAUGCAAACUCAUAAGUUUAAAACUACCACAAUAAACAAAGCAUUCAAGAACAGAUCUUGUGAUUUAAUGUUUGAACCAACUGGAGUUGCUAAAGACGGAAUACAUAUCAUUGUAUUGGGGAUAACUUAAUACCUUGUAUAUGGCUUUUGGUCAGGCUUUUGCGAAAUAGAUGGAUUGAAAAUUCAUUUCGACAAAGUUUUAGGGACAGUAGAACAUGUCAGAGCAAGAUGGUGA